Messenger RNA from Tetrahymena thermophila SB210, 327 nucleotides. RefSeq lists its product as hypothetical. The transcript has a single exon. The record is from RefSeq and is a predicted model, not a curated record. Lineage: Eukaryota; Ciliophora; Oligohymenophorea; Hymenostomatida; Tetrahymenidae.
AUGGAGAAAGAACUGGAUAGUUAGUAGAUUAAAAUGGAAGAAAAUAAUAACAAUAACAACAAUAACAAUAGCAUCAAUAAUAGCAACGGUAUCAAAGAUUCCUCUAACACUAAUAACUAAAAUGGAGCUUAAAAAAAGAGUAAUUUAAGUUAACCGAAUUAAUAAAAGGUAUCUAGGUAAAAGAAAAAGCUUCAAUGGAAGGAGGAAGUAGAUAUAGUUGUUGUAGAAAACCUUAAGGAGUAUAACAUGCAAUCAAAUGAUUUUGAAAAAAGUGCUUGUCGUUGCAAUGUAUUUUAAUCAAGCUUCUUUGUUACCUGUUCUGCAUGA